UUGAUACACGCGCGAGAUACACCUCAGUUUAUUAAGUCUCGACCUUGCGGCUGUUACUUUUUCCGCCGCAUAUUCUACAUACACAUUUAUACGGUGCUUAUAUACAGUGAUGAGUGACAAUUGAAACCCAGUGCUAAAAGUGGAAAAGUGAAGCAGUGAAAACAAACGACUAUAAAUCAAGCGUCGCAACAUCGAUGGGGGAUACAAGCAAAACAUCCAUUUACAUUUUCGGCGAUGUUCGAAGCCCCUCUCUAUUCAUAGACCAGCAGUAUAGAGCGACAGCAUCGAAAAUAGCGGCGCGCAGGGCUUUCAUAUCUUUGUUUUCAUCUUGUCCCUCGCACCUCAUGCGCGCAAGUUCGUUGCGCCGCCGCUGCGUCAUCGGCUGUAAUUACUCUGUCCCACUUAGCUCCGCUGCAAUUUCAUUGGAGACGUGUGCGGAAUAAUUCCACCGAUGCUUUUAUUAUUCCACGCUGCGGACGCAGAAUACUCGUGCGUGUAACGGAAGAGACGAGCUUCGCGAAAAUAAAAGCUGCACCUAACCUAACCACACCGGCGAAACCGCAUCAGUAUACAUACAACAGCUGAGAGAGAGAUAGAGAGAGAGAGCUGACUGCCCCCCCUGCACUUGGCGCCGCCACGCGUCAGCGGCUGGAAGUUUCACAGUGACACGCGGGCUGCUAUAACCGCCCCCGAUACACUCACAUCCCCCGCAGCGCUGAGCACUGACGUAUCGGCAGGGCCGGGCCAGUCUAAGGGGGUAAGUGGCGCCUCGUCCCGGCAACACGGCGAAACGAACCCUCAAUCCAAGAGGCCACAGUAGCAGCCGUGUCGACGACGGUGUGUGUGCACCUCCGCAGCGGAUAGUCGUCGACGUCGUGUGCGCGUUCCGCGGGUGUCUCCAGUGCAGUGUCUGUUCCGAAAAACUCGCUCUUUCGAUGUGAAAAGCGCAUCCGCUGCUCUGUGAUUCUUGUCCACCCCCCUAUAACGAUCUCAGUGCAUCAGCUCGCGAGGAAAAAGUGCCAGCAGCAAGUGCGAGAAGCUGACGAAGGAGAAAGCCAUCGAGUGCACGCGCACCGAAAACGGAGCGAAGAGGGGGAAGCUGUGCAUGGCUAGACCACGAGUGCACGCGCACCGAGAGAUAGAGCGACAGUUUUAUGGGGGGCGCCCCCGGCCAACAUCAGCAGUGCGAUGGGCUAUCCUCGCACCGUCUAUAUCGGUAUUAGUCAGCGCUGUGCGUGUGCCGAAGUUUAGUUCUCUUUCUUAGAUAUAUAUAUAUGUAAUAACCAGCGACAAGUGCCUGCAGCAAGUGUCAUCAGAACAGCCGAUCAGCAUGUCCUCGCCGAAGCCUCGAGUAUCUUCAGUUCGAGCUCGCAGCAGUAGUUCCUCGGCUGUGUCCCCGGGCAGCCGUAUCAGCUCGUCCUGCAGCCCAAGCUAGGCCUGCAUCAUCGACUAAAAGCUCGGGGACUUCACAUAUCACUCGAGGCGGAUAACGAGCAGAGAUAUAGCUACCAGGUGACAUAAGAGAGAUCAUCGGCUGGUGCGAGAAGACGGCGAUAAUUAUGCGACCGCCGUUCCUUGGGCCCGGAAGGCUGCUGUGCCCGCCGCAACGGUGCCAGCGCCAUCAGGAGCCCGCUGCUGUUCGCCUAAUACUGGGCUAAGAGAGAUGAGCGCGCAGUCGGCACACGACACCCUGGAGCUCGAGGUCUUCGAGGUGCGAUGCGACGAGGGCGUCUCGAAGGCUGCUUCCGCGCAGAAGCCGCACCAGCAGAAAUCUCAUCAUCAGGAUCUCACAACGACGUCAAGCUCGUCAUCCGGAGCGAACGGAGGCGGCGGAGUUGGCAAGCGGAUCGUCGCACGGGCCAAGUUGCCGGAGCUCACUCUCGAAACGAUGCAGCGAGUCGAGGAAGACGAUGAGGAGGAUGAGGACGAGUUCGACGACGAGGAAGAGGAGGUGAGCAGUGGCGGUGCUCUCGGUUGCGCUCGAGGCGCCAGGAGGAAGAGGAAAAAGCUCCAGCAGAAGCGCAAGUCCAGCAGAAGGCGGAGACAACGGCUUCAGCGACAGGACGCCUGCUGUCUCGCCUCGACUGGCUCCGCUGGAAACAACGAGCCUGGCGCAACGAACUCGCGCCACCACCACCAUCACCACAAUCAGCAGCAGCAGCAGCAGCAGCAGCAGUCGAGUAAUCAGCUGAUGCUGGGCGCAAGCUCGUCGCGGGAGGGCCUGGAGGAGCCGUCGGACGGGCUGUGCUCGUCCAAGCGCGACUCCUCGAGCAGCCUUGGCGGCGCGAGCGGACGACACAGCACUUUGCGCGAGAGCCUCCUCACUGUCCUGGGUAAACUCGUCGUCUGGAAAGGCGCGAGGUACAGGCCCACGCCGACGUCCUCCAGCUCCAUACCCCCGACCUCGCCACCGCCCACCGAGUGCAUCGGACGCAGCACUGGCUUUUUCUCAACUUCCGAGGACUCGCGCAAGACAGAAAGGCGAAUUCGCGCGAACAAUCGCGAAUUCAACCUGCAGUUUAAUUAUGCGAACAAUUACAUCAAAACGUCCAAGUAUUCGGUUCUGACGUUCCUGCCACUGAAUUUGUUCGAGCAGUUUCAAAGGCUCGCCAACUUUUACUUCCUGUGCCUGCUGGUACUGCAACUUAUCCCCGCGAUAUCCUCCUUGACCCCCGUCACCACAGCUAUACCCCUCAUCGGGGUACUCACGCUCACUGCCGUCAAAGAUGCCUAUGACGACUUUCAACGACACAGCAGCGAUUCGCAGGUGAACAAUAGGAAAUCAUGGACCUUACGAGGUACAAAGCUGCGAGAGGAGAAAUGGUCCCAGGUCCAAGUUGGCGAUGUGAUCCGCAUGGAGAACGACCAAUUCGUCGCCGCGGACGUUCUUCUGCUUUCAACGAGCGAACCGAAUGGCCUUUGCUACAUCGAGACAGCGGAGCUGGACGGGGAGACGAAUCUAAAGUGCCGCCAGUGCUUACAAGAGACUUCCGAGAUGAUGGACAACCACGAGCUGAUCGGUCAGUUCGACGGGGAAAUCAUCUGCGAGGUGCCGAACAAUUUGUUGAACAAAUUCGACGGCAUACUCACGUGGAAGGGCAAGAAGUACAUACUGGACAAUGACAAAGUUAUCCUGCGCGGCUGCGUGCUGCGCAACACCCAAUGGUGCUACGGUAUCGUGAUCUUUGCUGGCAAGGACACGAAGCUUAUGCAGAACUCAGGGAAGAGCAAGUUCAAGAGGACCUCGAUAGAUAGGCUGCUGAACCUCCUAAUAAUCGGCAUAGUGCUAUUUUUACUGUCCCUCUGUCUAUUCUGCAUGAUCGGCUGCGGCAUCUGGGAGAGCCUCGUCGGACGCUACUUUCAGGUCUACUUGCCGUGGGACUCGCUGGUACCGAGCGAGCCGAUGGCCGGAGCCACGGUGAUAGCCCUCCUCGUCUUCUUCUCCUACGCCAUAGUCCUGAACACCGUCGUACCUAUAAGCCUCUACGUGAGUGUCGAGGUCAUACGAUUCGUCCAGUCGUUCCUCAUCAAUUGGGACGAGGAGAUGUACCAUGCCCCCACCAAUACCCACGCGCGAGCUCGCACCACGACCCUGAACGAGGAGCUCGGACAAAUUCAGUACAUCUUUUCCGACAAGACGGGCACCCUGACUCAGAACAUCAUGACCUUCAACAAGUGCUCGGUGGCCGGCCAGUGCUACGGCGACGUCAUCGACGAGGUCACAGGCGAAGUCGUCGAUCUCAGCGAAGUCCGGACAGAUAAGGCCUCGCACACACCGACAAUGAAAUGGAAAAACGGGCAGGAAUUCGUCCGGCCAGUUUACACACCUCUUAGCGGUGCGAAUGCUCGCCUGCUGGAACAGGCCGACCGAAUAUCCAGUACGACACCCGAGCCGGGCAUCAAUGGCGCUGCUAAAGUUCCACUCAAACAUUCAACGGUCCCGUCGCUGGACUUCUCCUUCAACAAGGACUACGAGCCGGAAUUCAAGUUCUACGACGCUAGUCUACUGGAUGCGGUGCGCCGAGACAACGAGGACGUGCACAGCUUCUUCCGUCUGCUGGCACUCUGUCACACGGUGAUGGCAGAGGAUAAGGGCGGCAACCUCGAGUACCAGGCUCAGUCGCCGGACGAAGCUGCCCUCGUCUCGGCAGCUCGGAACUUCGGCUUCGUAUUCAGGGAACGAUCGCCCAACAGCAUCACCAUCGACGUCAUGGGCAAACGCGAGAUCUACGAGCUGCUCUGUAUUCUCGACUUCAAUAACGUGAGGAAGCGCAUGUCGGUUAUACUGCGAAAGGACGGACAGUUGAAGCUGUAUUGCAAAGGCGCGGAUAACGUUAUCUACGAGAGGGUCAAGAAGGGCAGCGAGGAGAUCAUGAGCAAGACCCAAGAACACCUCAAUAAGUUCGCUGGAGAGGGACUGCGCACUCUGUGCUUGUCGACGAAGGACCUCGACGAGAGCUUCUUCAACGAUUGGAAGCAGAGGCACCAGGAGGCAGCCAUGAGUCACGAGAACAAAGACGACAAGCUGGAUGCGAUUUACGAAGAGAUCGAGAAGGACAUGACGCUGCUGGGCGCGACCGCCAUCGAGGACAAGCUCCAGGAUGGUGUGCCCCAAACGAUCGCCAAUCUCGGUCUUGCCGGCAUCAAGCUCUGGGUUCUCACGGGCGAUAAGCAAGAAACGGCUAUCAACAUCGGCUACUCCUGCCAGCUGCUGACGGACGAUCUGACGGACGUGUUCAUAGUGGACGCUGCGACGUACGACGGCGUCGAGACCCAAUUGACACGGUAUCUAGAAACAAUAAAAGCGGCUUCGAAUCAACAGAAGAGGCCGACUCUCUCCAUCGUCACAUUCAGGUGGGACAAGGAAAGUAGCGAUACAGAGUACAACCCGACCAGAGAAGAGGCUGACGAACACGAGGCCGAUACGCCGUCGGGUUUUGCAGUGGUUAUCAACGGACAUUCCUUGGUUCAUGCAUUGCACCCACAAAUGGAACAAUUAUUUCUGGACGUCUCUUGCCAAUGCAAAUCCGUAAUCUGCUGUCGAGUCACACCUCUGCAGAAAGCGAUGGUGGUUGAACUCGUGAAGAAGAGUAAAGAAGCCGUUACCCUGGCUAUUGGCGACGGAGCCAACGAUGUUUCUAUGAUCAAAACCGCUCAUAUUGGCGUCGGCAUCAGCGGACAAGAAGGAUUACAGGCAGUAUUAGCUUCGGAUUACUCGAUAGGGCAAUUCAGGUUUCUCGAAAGAUUGCUCAUGGUUCACGGCAGAUGGUCGUAUUACAGGAUGUCUAAGUUCCUCAGAUAUUUCUUUUACAAGAACUUUGCAUUCACUUUAUGUCACAUUUGGUUCGCCUUCUUUUGUGGAUUUAGCGCACAGACCGUUUUUGAUCCAAUGUAUAUUUCCGUCUAUAACUUGUUUUACACGUCACUGCCUGUUCUGGCAGUCGGUAUAUUUGAUCAAGAUGUAAAUGACAAAAACAGUUUGAUGUAUCCGAAAUUGUAUACGCCAGGUCAUCAAAAUUUACUCUUUAACAAAAAAGAAUUCUGCUGGAGCGCUCUUCACGGAUUCUUUGCCAGUUGUGUACUUUUUUUGGUGCCCUACGGCACAUACAAAGAUGGCGUUUCUCCGAAAGGCUAUGUACUUUCGGACCAUAUGCUGCUGGGCAGUGUAGUGGCCACUAUAUUAGUCAUAGUUGUAACAGUUCAAAUAGCUCUCGACACUUCGUACUGGACCAUCAUUAACCAUUUCAUGGUAUGGGGUUCCCUUGUUUGGUAUUUUAUUUUAGACUACUUUUACAAUUUCGUCAUAGGAGGUAGUUACGUUGGUAGUCUUACGAUGGCAAUGUCGGAAGCUACGUUUUGGUUUACGGCAGUGAUAUCGUGCAUUAUGCUGGUGAUACCAGUCCUAUCUUGGCGCUUCUUCUUCAUCGACGUGAGGCCGACGCUGUCGGAUCGUGUCCGACUGAAGCAGCGUCUCGCGCAGAUGCGUUCGCGCCAGAGCCAAGACAUUUUGCGCACGCCUUCGACGAGGCGAACACGUCGCUCGUUGCGCUCGGGUUAUGCCUUUGCCCACCAAGAGGGCUUCGGUCGUCUCAUUACCUCCGGCAAGAUUAUGCGCAAGCUGCCCAAUGGCUCGGACUUCAAGUUCGCGAUGCCCUUCGCCUCUAACAACGUCUCGAAGCAGGUGAGCGCCGUCGCGACAACCUCGCCCAAGGAGAACUCGUCGGCCAGGAACUCGCACACACCUGACACCAUAAACCUCUGAGGGAGCUCAAGCGCGGCUGCCCUUGUUCGGUUUCUUCUUCUAGUUUGAGCGACAAGUGAUAAUGAAAAAAUAAUAAUAAUAAUUAACAAAAUAGACUUCGUGAAAGUGCGUUUUUCCGCGGAGGGAGGCAUGAUGAACAAAUUCUUUUUUUGCGAGUUCGAAUGCGUAUUAUUUUGUGAUACGAAAAAUGUUGCCGCCAUUUCUGUCAACUUUUCAUUUCACUUUUCUGUUCUCUGUUAUUUUUUCUUUUUCUUUCGACACAAAAUAACUCGAGCUUUAAACGUUUCUUGUAUAGCGGGAAAAUAUUAAGGACAUCGAUAUCGAUGGCAAACGAAACAUAGUUAGGGUUUAUCGAUUGGACAUUGCAGCAAUACGUAGUUUUUGUUUCUUUGUUUUUUAUAUACGGCUUCUAACGACUAUCAGUUCUGAAUCUGAAUUUUCAUUUACAUUCACGAUAGUAUAAUAAUAUUGGCGGACCAUUAAGUCGUCAAAGACGAUCGCCAGUUAUCGUUUGUUAAAAUUUUUUACAUUCUUAAGCUUCGUUAAUUGAUUUGAUUUAUCUUACUUACAAGAGAAGCCAAAAGGAUCUAUCAACAAUAUCUGUGUAAAUCUCAAGUGCAAAACAUGUCCAUCGAGUCUUUUAAUAUCCAAAACACGUGUACCAUAAUACCAAUGUACUAUGAAAAUUAUUAUUCUAAAGGAGUUUACAUUAUGCGUUAACGUAAUAAAAUAACGAUAACGGUUAUAUUAAAUAAUGCCUUUGUAAAACAUUAACACGACAAACAAUUUAAAAAAAUACUGUACAAUAGCAUUGAUUGUAAAUAUUUUAAAGAGAUAUAUUAAAUGUUAAGUAUACAUUUUUUAAAAAGAAAGUAAUAUAUAGGUAGAACGAUCUAAAAAAAAGAAAAAAAUUACGAAAAUAGUAAUUAUAUAUUAUUGCAGAUAAUGUUUGCCUUGGACUGACUACUGAAUAUAAUAUAUUAAAUAUGAAUUUAAAAAAAAUGAAGCAGUAGUAAAAUAAUAAAAUAUGGUAUUUCUACUUUUAAUAUUGCAAAAGUGAAGCAAGCAGGUAAAGUAGUUUACAUUGGAGGAAGUGUGUUCUACAAUCAAACUAUCAUUUAAACAUCGAGUCACUGAAAAUCAUUAUUUUUUAAAGUCGUGCCUGACCAUGUUUAGCUGUAUACCAAGAUUUCCGAUGGUUAAACAUAGCACUACUCAAUUGAUCAAACUAAUUAUGCAUAUUUUCUUUUCCAAGCAUCAAAUUACAUUUAUUACGACGUAUUUAUUUCAAGAUACGCGCUGCGAUCGACUAUUCUGUAAAGAUUGAGAAAUAGAAUUGUAUUUGUAACAAGACUGCAGAGAUUUUUAUAAAAGCCGAUUGCUAAACAAUUGGAGGGUGCGAGAAAGUUGUGCGUAUCCCGGCAUGGAGCACAUUUACUGAAGGAAAAAAUGUAAAAAAAAAAACAGAAACAAAAACAAAUUGUCAAGUUACCAAUAACUUCGCGUACGUUACAGUGUCACAAAAAUUUGCUCAGUUUCUUGUUAAUUAAGUCUGAAAACUUACUACAGUGAGACCUAUCGGCGAUGAGAGAGAGAGAGAGAGAGAGAGAGAGAGAGAGAGAGAGAGCAAAAAUUAAUCGAAACAGACAGAAUUUUAUAUGAAUGAAAAGGUUAGAUUAGAUAUUACUAGGGAUUGUUAAGAAAUUAUGAUCAAACUGCGCUAGAACAUACAUUUAAAGGUGCAACGUAUCAGAAGUGUCGAGAAAUAUUUUUUCGCUUACCGGCAUAACGAAAAGAAAAUUCUUGCAGGUAAACUGAGAAUAUUCAUCUUUUUGUACGAAAAAACUAGAAACAAACGAAAACGUAUAACUGUAAAUAUAGAGAACAAAAAAAUGCACAGCCUAUACAUGUAUACAUAUAUAUUUUUAUUGUAAACUGGUUUGUACACAAUUAUUUUACGUUACUCGUUGUAACUACUAGUAUUCCGGUAUGUGAUUUAGUUAAUUAGUCAUACCAGCUACGUAUAUAAGUUCAUUCUAUGUAAAUGCGAUCACAAAAAGUACUUGGUUGUCGAAGUACUGCAAUGCGUAGGGGUCAAUCACUGUAACCUGUGGUGCAAAAUGCUUAAACUUGUAUGUUGUGAGAGGUAAUCGGAUGCAUUUUACAGCAUAUAAAAAAUAUGCCUUGAAAAGAAAUCUGCUCGCUUACGUAAUGCAGCAAAUUUUAUUAUUGUGCAUAGGCAUUAUUAAUAUAAUAAUUUUUAUUCUUUGUUAAUCGGUCAAACCGUUAGUUAUGAAAAACUUGAUAUGUAUUAGUCAAGUUAACAAAAACGCUCGUCCAUUGCACACACGGUUGUCAUUGUUUUAUUAUAAUAUUGCGUUUAAUACGUUAAUGUUAUAAAUGAUCUUUUUUCUAAACACAAAACGUAUUUGUAAAUAAAAACGACGCAUUAAUAAUUAGCAUAUAUUGAAUUAAUAUUAGCAGAAAAAAGCUAAUUUUUCUAGAAUGUGAUUCUUUUAAAUUUAAAAAUAUUUAACUCUAUUAUUAAUGCGAAAGCCAUAGUAUUUUCCAAGUAUUAUCUUUUCCAGCAUUCAAACAACACAGUUUUUCAAUUUCGUUACCUAAGUUAUUGAUUGGGAUAUAUUUCGCGCAUUCGAUUAUAGUUAUAUGGUUCAAUGUUGGAUACGGAAAAAUUCAUACGUUGAAGACUCCGGGCAUGAUAAUAUUAAGGAAACACAUUUAUCGUUACAAUAACAUGUUCCUUAAGUAAAAAAAGCAUACAUGGAUGAGAUAAAAAAAAUGGCUUAUUUAAAUGUAUAACAUAUAUUGUACAGAAAAAGCAUUGAAUGACUUCUACCGUACCAAAAGUGAAAUCAUUAUGCAUAUGUGGAGUACCUAUGUGUACAUUGCUUUGUGAACGGACUCGAAUGAUUCAGCUUUAUAUGGUCAAAAAGCGGUCGUAACUUACCAAAUCUACUGCAAUCGUGCAUCGACUUCAUGUUACUUCAUUUCGAAAAAAGAAAAGCCUAUAUUCAGUUUUGAAAUGGCGCUAAUUACCUAUGUUAUUUCUUGAGAAUAUGAAUGUAAACGAAAGUUUAAUAUGCAAAGCUUGGUAUACAUCGAAAUUCAAAAGUGAAUUUUGCGGGAAGAUUAUAUUGUUCUGAAAAAAUUCACCUUAUUAAAUUUUAGCAAACAUUAACGACAUUAUUGUAGAAGAAUCAAUUAAAAAGUUUCAAAUAAAUUUUCAUUAAUUUAGAA
Messenger RNA from Nasonia vitripennis (jewel wasp), 9520 nucleotides. It is a transcript of the gene ATP8B, whose product is annotated as probable phospholipid-transporting ATPase IM. Lineage: Eukaryota; Metazoa; Arthropoda; Insecta; Hymenoptera; Pteromalidae. The record is from RefSeq and is a predicted model, not a curated record. The transcript is spliced from 17 exons. Gene Ontology annotation, cellular component: plasma membrane. Bases 1664 to 6262 code for a protein of 1532 amino acids. Gene Ontology annotation, molecular function: magnesium ion binding; ATP binding; ATPase-coupled intramembrane lipid carrier activity. Gene Ontology annotation, biological process: Golgi organization; phospholipid translocation.